UUUUCACGCUGUUGGUUGGCCGACUAAAAGUCGUCGUCGACGUCGUGACGUUGUAGCAGCAGCAGCAGCAGCACCAGCACCGGCCUCUACCUCUACCUCUACCUCUGUCUCUGCAGAUGUCCAAGAGUCCCCAUGGAUGCCCUGACCCAAGCCCUCUCAGCCAGCUUUGCUGUGUCCAAGGAGCCCAACAGUACAGCUGCCCCCCACCCUCGGCUGGCUCAGUAUAAGAGCAAGUACAGCGUGCUGGAGCAGAGUGAGCGACGGCGGCGCUUUCUUGACUUGCAAAAAAGCAAACGGCUAAACUACAUCAACCAUGCACGGCGACUGGCUGAUGGGGACUGGACAGGAGCAGACAGCGAUGGGGAGGACGACAUGGAGAAGCAAGAGCAGGGGGAACGGGCGCAAGAUGGCACUGCAGAAGAAGAGGGAAUGGAGGUUGAUAGAAGAAAGCUCCCAAAACAUUAUGCAAAUCAGCUCAUGCUGUCAGAAUGGCUGGUGGAUGUUCCAUCAGAACUGGACACUGAUUGGCUUAUGGUGGUCUGUCCAAUGGGGAAAAGAUCCCUCGUUGUUGCCUCUAAGGGUUCUACUGCAGCAUACACUAAAAGCGGCUACUGUGUGAACCGUUUCCCCUCGCUGUUACCUGGUGGGAACAAACACAACUCCGCCGUGGGAAAGGACUAUACGAUCCUGGACUGCAUUUACAGUGAAGUGGAUAGAACAUACUACAUACUGGACGUCAUGUGCUGGAGAGGCCACCCGGUCUACGACUGCCCGACCGAGUUUCGUUUCUACUGGCUUCAGUCCAAAGUCCAAGAAACAGAUGGCCUAUCGGAGAUCGCCAAACGCAACCCGUUCCGGUUCGUGAGCCUCCAAAGCACAGACUGCACGACGGAAUCGAUUCAGAAAGCCCUGGCAGCCGAGUACAGCUUCAACGUGGACGGUCUCCUGUUCUACCACCGGCAGACCCACUACACCCCCGGCAGCACCCCUCUAGUGGGCUGGCUUCGUCCGUACAUGGUCACUGACAUCCUGGGCAUAGAGGUUCCCCUAGGACCCCUUACAAUCAAACCUGAAUAUGCCAGCCACCAGCUCCAGCAAAUCCUGGAACACAAAAAAACAUCUAGUGAAGUCCGCCCUGCUAACAGCAGCGGAGGCUAUGAGUUAGAGUACCUGUCCACUCCGAGUCAGGACAGUGGGGACUCUGUGAACUGCUUGAAUCAUAAGCCAAUAAGGGAAGCACACAUGGAAAUCUGAGUGAGAGACCCAACAAGAUGCACAUUGCUAACUCCAUUUCUAGGGGAUGCCAGCCCUCAUAUGGCUCUAUAGAAUGUCUGCUGAAUGCUUCUGCUGUUCUAACCAAUUGCAAAGCAUGGCUAAUUCUAAUCCGGCAGUGCUCAGGGCACCCUCUGAGUGCAGAUUAGUAGAGCUAUGCUGUGUAUGUGUUUUUACUUUGGCAGAAACUCCAAUGUGACAUUUUCAUCUGGUCUUCUUUCAGCAGCAGACCUUAAAACUAACCCGUUGUCUUGAGAACGAUUGCAAUGCAGAUCGCUUCUGUAACAUCAGUAGUCGAAUGCUUGUAAUCAAAAACAAAGAUAAACGUUGUCUUGUGAGGAAAAGAGCCUGCAGAGUUCAGCACAGUCAAAUGUCACUUUUUAAUGAUUCCUGCUCUGUGGAAAAAGCAUUUUUUUAAUCAGCGCUUUAGUUGGAGGAAUGGUUGAAUUUAGGAAGCAUGCAGAGUUUUGCCUAAGGCUUUGCUGACUGAUUGGAAUGGACUUUUACAAGUUAAUGUUAAAUCUAAAAUCCUUGACAAGUUUUUAAGUGUCUGUUUCUAAAUAAAAGAUUUUUUUUUAUUGGACAACC
Molecule: messenger RNA, 1860 nt
Organism: Betta splendens (Siamese fighting fish)
Lineage: Eukaryota; Metazoa; Chordata; Actinopteri; Anabantiformes; Osphronemidae
Gene: snupn
Product: snurportin 1
Exons: 9
Coding region: 133-1254 (373 amino acids)
Biological process (GO): snRNA import into nucleus; protein import into nucleus
Cellular component (GO): cytoplasm; nucleus
Molecular function (GO): nuclear import signal receptor activity; protein binding
Source: RefSeq, a predicted model, not a curated record